This is a messenger RNA of Dreissena polymorpha, 1134 nucleotides long. RefSeq names its product G2/M phase-specific E3 ubiquitin-protein ligase-like. Gene Ontology annotation, cellular component: nucleus. Bases 1 to 1134 code for a protein of 377 amino acids. The record is from RefSeq and is a predicted model, not a curated record. Gene Ontology annotation, biological process: protein polyubiquitination; positive regulation of protein catabolic process; proteasome-mediated ubiquitin-dependent protein catabolic process. The transcript is spliced from 7 exons. Gene Ontology annotation, molecular function: ubiquitin-protein transferase activity. NCBI's taxonomy places the organism in Eukaryota, Metazoa, Mollusca, Bivalvia, Myida, Dreissenidae.
AUGGUGGAAAUACUUGAUAGUGAAGAUGAGGAACUUCAGAUUGCUUUGAUAGAGAGCAUUGGAAGCUCUGAAGCCAUUGUAAAUCUACCAGAUAUUCAAACUGAUCUUGUCCCUGAAGACAAUCUGCAAAGUGUCCUUGAGGCAUUCCAGGUGGAAACAGUUGAUAAAGAAUCUGUAACAAAACUGCUGGUCAUGCGCAGUGAUGUUUUAAAUACGGCCUUGAAAGGCUUGAACAGAAAGAAAAUAAACUUCAAAUCAUAUCUCUAUAUCAAUUUUUCUGGAGAGAUGGGAGAAGAUCAGGGAGGUCCAAGGUUUUUUAGAUUAGCAAUGAAGGCCUUGCAGGACUCAGCGUUCUUUGAGGGACCAGAAAAUUCUAAAAUAUUUUCUCAUAACAUUUCAUUGUUGGAAAUGGACCAGUAUAAGACCAUAGGAAGAUUAGUGGCAUUGUCUCUGGUCCAGGAUGGGCCUGGCAUCCAUGUCCUUCACCCUGACCUGUACAACCUAAUGGUUGGCAGACCAUCAAAGAUGGAAGACCUUGAAGAACUGCUACCUGCAGCCACAUGUAAAAUGUUACAACAGUUGAGAGAUGCUGAUGAUGAGGAUAAGAGGGACCAGAUAUCAGGAGAAAUAUCACAAUUUACUACCGGAAUGAAUGAUGUCAACCUUGCAUGGGACAUGGUCAAAUCACACGCAGAGUUAUUCGAGCCUUUGUUUUGCUUUCAUCCAAAAGAGAUCACAGGUGAAGAAAUGAUACGUGUGUUCAAAAUGAACUACAGUUUGGUGGGGUCCAAUGACAGGGCCCUUGAAGAUGUUUCAGUAUUUGGCUGGGAGGCGUUUCUACAGUCUAUUGAAGAUGGUGACAUUGAUGUAACAUUAUCAGAAGUUAUUGCCUUUGUGACGGGGGCUGACUGUUUCCCACCUUGUGGAUUUUCGAAGUUGAUAGAUGUGGACUUCUACACUUGUGAAGGCAGACUUCCAUCAGCUUCCACUUGUGCUCUCCAGCUGUGGUUACCAAGAGUCAAUAAUCCUGAUAUGAUUUCCAAACUUAUAAAGGUCAGAAUAAAAAAGUUGUUUGUGUGUAACCUCAUGGUGUUCAGUGGAAUGUACUACUCUGGCUCUGUGACUCCUACCUGA